Molecule: messenger RNA, 1819 nt
Organism: Phaeodactylum tricornutum CCAP 1055/1
Lineage: Eukaryota; Bacillariophyta; Bacillariophyceae; Surirellales; Neidiaceae
Exons: 1
Coding region: 158-1666 (502 amino acids)
Cellular component (GO): membrane
Molecular function (GO): transferase activity, transferring alkyl or aryl (other than methyl) groups
Source: RefSeq, a predicted model, not a curated record
GCACUACUUCACUAUUGUGGUGGUAUCAAAAAUCAACGUUGACUGUAAAGAGCAGCCAAGGUUGGCCUGUCCAUUUUGUUUCGUUUUGCUUUACUGUUGAAAAGGCCGAUCAGGCUUUUAUUUUGAAAGGACAGAAAUCCUGGCAACCUUGGGCCACAUGGCGAUGCCACUUCGACUUCAAUCCUCGAAUAAGCGAGCAUCCUCUCAAGGACCAAAGAUGUUGAUUGUGGUUUUACUAUCUCUACUUUCUUACUGCCCCGCUCCAGGUCUCGCUUUUAAUGCGGAGCUACGUCGACCUUGGGAUCUGAAGCAGCAGCGCCGACGCCGCCCUCGCUUGCUCUUGCGACGGCGUAUUCUUGGGUCAGUCGGUUCCCGGUUUCCUAGACGUUCUGAGGGAGACAUGACGUUGCUGGUCCUGGCGCUUGCGUCUACCAGUACAAAACAAACGCAAGAAAACGACGAUGAUAAUGUCGGUUUACCAAAAGAGCUUGACAAAGUGGAUGGGGCGGAAACAAGCCUGGAAUCUUUUGGUGAAAGCGCACAUUCCAUCCCGCUCGCAGCUUCACUGCAUCAAUCCACCACCGCAGCUGACGUAUCCGGUUCGGGCGGUGUAAAAUUUUCAGACACGCCACAGUUCGCGGUACCACCGUCCUUUCUUGACAGUUCUGUAGAUGAAAAGACACCGACGGUAGGGAACCGUCUCGGAACCCUUUUUCAUCUGACGCGGCCGUCGAACUUUCCGAGUAUAGUCAUGUUACAUAUGCUAGGGAUUAAGCUGGCUUUGCCCGAUUCGCUACCGGCCUCUGUGUAUUGGACCAUGGUUGCGGCGACUCCCAGUAUGUACGUUGUACUCGCAGCACUCUUGUUGACGUCUUCAACAAGUAUGAUUGUUAAUGAUUACUACGACGCCAAGCUGGGACGCGAUCGCAACAGAAUGAAACCUCUGGUGAGUGGGGACCUACCCUUGGCGGUUGCGAAACGCUUUUUGGGUUAUCUGUAUGCUGCGGCUCUCUUAAGUGUAGCAUUCUUGCCGGGUAUUCCCACCCGCUUGUCGGUCGUGGUAGGGCUCAUGAUGACCUACUGGUACACGCAAUACUUGAAACCAGUUACAUGGAUCAAAAAUGUAACGUGUGCAUCAUUGAUAGCAUUGAGUCCCUUGACUUCAGGAUCGGCUGCUCUGCACAUAUUGUACAAUAAGGCCUCGUGGAAUUGGCAGGUACUGGGGGUUCCGAGGCUUUGGCGACUGAUUGUGAUGCUAUUUUGGGGUAUUUUGGGGCGUGAAAUCCUCAUGGACUGCAACGAUGUGGUCAAUGACCUGCAGGCCAACGUACAGACAGUCCCAGUAGUAUACGGGCGGCGCUUCGCCACCCUCGUGGCUUUGGGAGCUACAGCGAUAGCGUCGGCUUUGGCUCUGUCAGGACCGCUCGCUCGGCUGAUUCCUUAUUUUUUGACUCCGGAUGUCUCCACGACCACGUCAUUGCGGGCCAUUUCAAAGUCUGCGUUGGGCAGUUGCCGUCAACUCGCUUUGGCAACUAUAGGAAGCUACAUUCAACUGAGGCGAGGCUGGAAAGUUUAUCGGACGGAAGGGAGGGAUGCGGAAGCAACGGACAAGGCGGUAGUCGACGGUCUUAUUUCGGUCCUGUUCUAUCUAGCAAGCUAUAUUUGAAGCCAAAAGCCGUUCUCAAAAGCCAUGUUGCUUACAGUACUUUCAACUUCCGUACAAAGCCUACCUUUUAUGUCUUACUACAUAUUUGCUCCACAAUUUAAGUAAUCCCUGUAGCGCUUUUAAUAAUUCUAAAUAAAUGACAGCGGCGUUCAC